Messenger RNA from Phytophthora sojae, 249 nucleotides. RefSeq lists its product as hypothetical. NCBI's taxonomy places the organism in Eukaryota, Oomycota, Peronosporomycetes, Peronosporales, Peronosporaceae. The transcript has a single exon. Bases 1 to 249 code for a protein of 82 amino acids. The record is from RefSeq and is a predicted model, not a curated record.
AUGUAUGCGUAUCCACUUCUAACUGCAAGUGAGAUGCAGCCCGAGUCCCUGCACGCUGGCGAGAUGAUAGAGUACUUCACCAUGGCCCUCGUAAGUGGCGACCCGCGCGGUCAUAGAGAAGCGAAAGUGCUCCGCGUGUCGGACGAUGCUGACUUCCCUAUCGACUUGGACACGGGCGAGAAGAUCCCGCUCACGAUGAAGAUUCGACGGAUCAAGACACGGGAAGGGCCGCGAAUUGACAAGAACUGA